This is a messenger RNA of Trichoderma breve, 276 nucleotides long. RefSeq lists its product as uncharacterized. The transcript has a single exon. Bases 1 to 276 code for a protein of 91 amino acids. NCBI's taxonomy places the organism in Eukaryota, Fungi, Ascomycota, Sordariomycetes, Hypocreales, Hypocreaceae. The record is from RefSeq and is a predicted model, not a curated record.
AUGACCGGCGGCCCAAGCAAUGCUGCAGCACCUUCAGGAUCCGAAAGAGAUGCUCAAAGUGGCCAAGUCCAGCUGCCAACUGGCGGCGUUGGCGGUGGCGAAGCUUCGAGUAAAUCGGAUCACUUUAGAUUGCAUACAACUUCAAUCUUGAGCGGUGGAGGCAAAGGAACUGCCAGUCGGCAGGAUCACGAAGGAUAUCAUGACACGAAAGGAAUUAGCAAGAUGGGCCCCGAAAUUCCAUCAAAGAGAGGCCCUGCCGAUGCUUCAGAACACUAG